CAUUUGCAGGCAUAAAAAAGCCAAGUCUAAUAAAACAGAAAAACACAACAAAAACAACAGAUGAGCAGAAUGAAUCUUCUCUUUCUAGCCAUUACUUUGGGGCUUUCAGGAGUGUCUCCCCUGGAGGACUACAAGGUGUGUCAGCCUCACUCUAGACCCUGGCAGGUAUAUCUACAUGGUGGAGGAGUAUCCUGCAGUGGAGCUCUCAUUAACAAAUGGUGGAUAGUAACCUCUUUUGAUUGUGCACCCAGAUCCUACAGCACCAUCGCAUCCCUCGGAGAGCACGACGUGACCGUGGAGGAGGGCACUGAGCAGCACAUUUAUGUUGCCGAUGUGAUCAUUCACAGCCCCUACCGCUCACCCCUCCACAGCCUCACAAUGGUCCGUCUGACCAAGCCAGCCAGCUUCAACCAGUACGUUCAGCCCAUCCCUCUGCCCAGUCACUGCCCGCUGCCGGGAGAGACCUGCUAUGUCAGCGGCUGGGGCUCCACUAUCCCAAAUCAAUACGAGCAUUAUCAACGUCUGAAGUGUAUAACUGUGCCUGUUGUGGAUGACCAGACUUGUAUGAACACAUUCCCUGAGUUCCUGUUCUGGAGCAUUGGCAUGGUCUGCGCUGGUCAAGCAAACACAGAUAACUGCUUGAAUGAUAGUGGCAGCGUCAUGGUGUGCAAUGGCGAGCUGCAGGGUAUGCAGUGGUUCGUAAAUGGCUGCAACAACCCAGCUCACCCCUCGGUCUACACCAAGCUGUGCAUAUACAAUGACUGGAUCAAAGAGGUGAUGGACCGUAAUGCACCCACUCUGCCAACGGAAACCACUCCAUGGAUGACGACAUGAGGCAGCAGAGAGACACAUUUAUUCCCAGAUAAAAUGUACAUUAUCUAGGCUAGGCUUUGGUAGCAGUAGUUUGGGGGUUGCCCUUUGAGUAUUGCACUAAUAGACAAUCUAGAUAGGAAUAACUGACAUAAAUCCUAUGCUCAGUUAAAAUAAAUUAAAAUAAAAUGCAUUACAAUA
Molecule: messenger RNA, 1011 nt
Organism: Lates calcarifer (barramundi perch)
Lineage: Eukaryota; Metazoa; Chordata; Actinopteri; Centropomidae
Product: trypsinogen-like protein 3
Exons: 5
Coding region: 61-834 (257 amino acids)
Biological process (GO): proteolysis
Molecular function (GO): serine-type endopeptidase activity
Source: RefSeq, a predicted model, not a curated record